This is a messenger RNA of Cryptomeria japonica (Japanese cedar), 1391 nucleotides long. RefSeq lists its product as uncharacterized. Gene Ontology annotation, biological process: proton transmembrane transport; potassium ion transport. The transcript has 8 exons. NCBI's taxonomy places the organism in Eukaryota, Viridiplantae, Streptophyta, Pinopsida, Cupressales, Cupressaceae. The record is from RefSeq and is a predicted model, not a curated record. Bases 187 to 1026 code for a protein of 279 amino acids. Gene Ontology annotation, cellular component: mitochondrial inner membrane.
UUCAUUCAUUCCGGGCCGAGAGUCGGAUUUUUAAAUAGGACUGAAAGUGGUUACUGCGCGGUCUCUUGGGCGCCUCCUCUUACUCGGAGAAGGGUCCCGUACAAUUGAAAAAUUACAAUAUCCGCUAGGCCGCCUCCAAAGCUUUGUAUGAGUUCGUAGGCAGUUUAGUUUUGUGUCGAGGAGGAGAUGAAGAGUAGUCGGUUGAUAGUGUUUCCCGUGGAGGGCAGGAGAUGGUCCUUCAAUACUAGUAGUUAUUUUUCUCCUUCCACAGAUAAGCAGGAGAGCUCUCUCAAUUGGAAGCAACUGUGGAGGCGCAUUGCUUCCUCUGAUCAUUCACUAUCCUUCUCAGGGAAGGCAGAGCUCAUCACACAUUUUGUCUCUGACAAGAUGCAGCAGAAGUGGGUCGCACUUGAAAUGGCUCCAGUUGGUAGCAUUCGGCAUAGGGUUUACAAUUUAGGACAACAGCUUCUUAUGCGUGUUAAGCCAUCUGAGAUGUUCCUGAAGUCCAUUCCUAAAGAGACGACCAAGGUGGAAAUUGUUUUCCCUUCAAGUCUAAAUCCAAGAUUAGUACGUAGAAGGUUACGCUGUGUGGCAACUAGUGGUGCUAUCUAUCACAGAAGAUACAUGUAUGGCUCUGUUGCAUUGCUUCCUUUCACAGCCCUUUUUGCAGUCCUUCCUUUUCCAAACAUACCUUUGUUUUGGAACCUGUUUCGUGCACAUGCUCAUUGGCAAGCUCUUAAGGGAAGUGAGAGGCUGCUUUUCUUGGUUUCAGAUUCCAUAGAAACCUGGAAGAUGAUUGCAGCACCUGAUAAUAAGGAUGGAGAGACUGUAAAUUCAUCUCGAGGUGAUUCUAAUGUGUGUGGGGCAAGUUGUGCUUGGGUUCUAUGUCCAUGCAGACGGCUGGGGGAUAUUAUUGCGUCAGACACCAGAACAGGUGCCUUGAGCAAUUUGACAAUAUCAACAAUCUGUAUCACAUACAACAUAGACUAUGCUGAAGUCUUAAAAUGGAGAGAUUACAAGCUAUAAAUCAGGUAGGUUAUUUUCUAAAUUUGGGAACUGGUGGCAUUUGUCAAAUAAAAGUCAAGCUUAUGGGUGGAUAAAUUUCUUCCUAUUUCCUGUAUGUGAGAGCUCAACUCAAAUUUGGGACAGACAUUCCUUCUGGAUUGAUAUUUGUAUAUGUCAUUAUUUUGAUCACUGUGAGAUCAAAAGUUGAUCUGAGCAAUAACUUUAUACUGUCCUAACUUGUAUUCAAUAAAUUAUACUAAUUGUGUUUUUGUACAGAUAUGCAUCACCUGAGCUAGUGAAGUUUAGGCCUUUCCUUUUAACAUGGUCCGCAAUUGUUUAAGUUUGGAGAUACUGCUAGAUAUCGUAAAAUUUUAGUUUGAAUUUAA